This is a messenger RNA of Prinia subflava (tawny-flanked prinia), 2643 nucleotides long. It is a transcript of the gene EGFL6, whose product is annotated as EGF like domain multiple 6. Gene Ontology annotation, cellular component: membrane. The record is from RefSeq and is a predicted model, not a curated record. The transcript is spliced from 11 exons. Gene Ontology annotation, molecular function: calcium ion binding. NCBI's taxonomy places the organism in Eukaryota, Metazoa, Chordata, Aves, Passeriformes, Cisticolidae. The coding region runs from base 136 to 1680 and encodes 514 amino acids.
GCGACAACCCGAGGGACAGCCCGAGGGACAGCCCGAGGGACAGCCGGAGGGACAGCCCGAGGGACAGCCCGAGGGACAGCCCGAGGGACAGCCGGACAGCGCCGGGGCCGGGGCCGGGCCGCCCGUGCGCGGGCGAUGGUGGCGGCGCCCGGGAGCGCCGUGCUGGCCGCGCUGCUCGCCGCCGGGCUGGCCGCUGUGGGCAGCUCGAGGGCUCACGGGCAGCUGGGGGCUGGGAGCCAGCCUGGGGUGUGUCGCUACGGUUCCAGGCUGGACUGCUGUCCUGGCUGGAGAAAGAACAACGACCACUGUGAAGCUACCUGUGGACAUGGUUGCAAGUAUGGAGAGUGCAUGGGACCAAACAAAUGCAAAUGUUUCCCUGGAUUUACAGGGAAAACCUGCAAUCAAGACCUGAAUGAGUGUGGACUGAAGCCACGUCCCUGCGAGCACAGAUGCAUGAACACACACGGCAGCUACAAGUGCUAUUGUCUCAAUGGCUACAUGCUCAUGCCAGAUGGCACGUGUGCAAGUUCUAGGACAUGUGCCAUGGUGAAUUGCCAAUAUGGAUGUGAGGAAGUCAAAGGGCAGGUGCAGUGUCUCUGUCCAUCAGGUGGCCUUCAGCUGGGACCAAAUGGAAGGACAUGCAUUGACAUUGAUGAGUGCUCCACUGGCAAAGCUGUCUGCUCCUACAACCGCAGAUGUGUCAACACCUUUGGAAGCUUCUACUGCAAGUGCCAGCUGGGUUAUGAGCUAAAAUACACCAGGGGCCACUACAACUGUGUAGAUGUAAAUGAAUGUGUGACAAACACACACGGGUGCAGCCUCCACGCAGAGUGCCUCAACACCCAAGGAUCCUUCCAAUGCCAGUGUAAACAGGGCUACCGAGGAAGUGGAUUUGAUUGUGCUGUUAUUCCUGAAAAGUCGGUGAAGGAAAUUACAAGAAACCCUGGAACAGCUAAGGACACAAUUAAGAAACUUCUUGCACAUAAGAGCAGUGUGAAAAAGCAUAAAACAAUCAAGAAUGCAAUCUCAGAAGCAGCUGUGACACCACCUUCUAAGACCCACUUGCAGCUGCUGGACUAUGAAGGUGGUAUUGAUCUCGGUGGGAGCUACAGUGAGGAAGAGAAAGAAACUGUAGCUGCUGCAGAAGAGGAGGCAGAAGAGUCAGAUGAAGAGGAGAAGGAAGAUUUUGAAAAUCAAAUUGAUGAACGAAGCCUUAGAGGGGAUGUCUUUUUUGAUUGCAGCUUCAGUCGAGGGGUGUGUGACUGGAAACAAGAUGCUGAUGAUGACUUUGACUGGAAUCCUGCUGAUCGAGAUAGAGGUGAUGGCUACUACAUGGCAGUGCCAGCUUUUGUGGGGCACAAGAAUGAUUUGGGGCGUCUAAAACUUCUCCUCCCUGACCUCAAACCAAAGAGCAGCUACUGCUUGAUUUUCAGUUAUCGGCUUGCUGGGGAGAAAGUGGGAAAGCUGCGAGUGUUCCUGGCAAACAAAAAAACUGCUCCUGUCUGGGAAGAGAGCAAAGGAAAAGACGAAAAGUGGAGAACUGGAAAAAUAGAGAUAUUUCAGGGGGCUGAAACAACGAACAAUGUCACUUUUGAAUCAGAACGUGGGAAGGGUAAAACUGGAGAAAUUGGAGUGGACAAUGUUGUACUAAUUUCUGGUCUAUGCCCAGAAGAUACCUGAUAAUGGACAUUUGAGUAUACCAGAUUGAAUCCUAUUUUUCACAUUUGCCUUAUUAGCAGUGUAUUUUUGUAUUCUUUUCUUCAUAAAAAAACAAAACUAUAAAAUUGUGCCUUGAAUCUAAUGCAACAAUGCAAACAGACUGAUGUGCAAGAUGCAGAUUACACUUUUUAAUAGUUCUUCUAACUUUAAUACAUGCAUUGAGUGUAACACUACUGUAUUUUAUAUUUCAAGGUCAGGGUUUCUGAAGUAUUAUUUGUCUAGCUUUUUUACAAAUUCUACAUGCUUUUAUUUCUUAAAAAUCUUCUUGAGGCUAUUCAUUAAUCUUCUAUUUCAUUUCUUCUACUCCAUAAGAACAUAAAGCAGUGUUUAAAAGAAUGUUACUACUUCUGGUGACAUAAUUAACUUCUUAGUGGGUAUGUUCCAAAAAUCAGUAUCCAUCACCCUGUGUGCAGUAAGGUAAUCACACACAGAACCAAGGUGUUUGUUUAUUUAAAUACUUGUGCAAAGAUGAGUGCUAGGUAAAUCCACAAAGCCAGCACACCAAGCAGGAAUUAACUGACCACUAUUUAUAUGUUGUUAAUCUUGAUAUAUUCCACUUACCUAAUAUAUAUUCAGUGUUUACUACUCUACUAUUGCUGAGUUGUGCUGAGCUGGCUUCUUAUCUUGGGCAGCCUGGUGGCCUCCAGUGUUCACUAUUGUACUAUUGCUGAGCUGUGCUGAGCUGGCUUAGUUAAUUCCUUCUUAUCUUGGACGUACUGCAGUAGCACACCCUUCCUCCCAAAUUUUUUUACCCCUCUGGGUCUGUGAUCUUUGAAACAUGUCAAGCCCCAAUCUUUAAUAAAUUAAUUCUAUUGACAAAUAAUUUAUCUUAGACUUGAGGUAAAUAUUCAAUCUAUUGAACAAGUGGGAAGAAAGUGACCAUUCCCUUUUUGAUGGAGCUAAGCAAGUUUUAAGUGGAUUCAU